Molecule: messenger RNA, 1763 nt
Organism: Papilio xuthus (Asian swallowtail)
Lineage: Eukaryota; Metazoa; Arthropoda; Insecta; Lepidoptera; Papilionidae
Product: cytochrome P450 6k1-like
Exons: 10
Coding region: 138-1640 (500 amino acids)
Molecular function (GO): iron ion binding; heme binding; monooxygenase activity
Source: RefSeq, a predicted model, not a curated record
GUGUCAGUGGAGAUGUUCUUGCUUAGCAUAUGUAUAGGCUUUUAUAUAUAUUUUUAUAUAACAUUAUAUAUAAAUUAAAAUUACAUCUGGAGCCAAACUAGUCUCGGAAGUUGUUCUGCUAAGACGUCGAUCUUAAGAUGUUGGCGAGUUUGCUAGUUAGCUUAGUCGUCCUGGCUUUGUUCUGGGUGUUCAAGCAAUGGCAGGACACGAGGAACUUCUGGGCCAAGAGGCAAGUGCCUCAUCUGCCUCCGCACCCAAUAGUCGGCAGCCUCACAUUCAUGAUGAAGAUGAAUCCGGGAGUGUGGAUGCGGGAGUUGUACGAUCGUUUCCGUGCACCGUACGUGGGCGUGUGGUGGUUGUGGCGGCCAGCGCUGGUCGUGCAAGACCCGGAGAUAGCGCGUCGUAUCCUCGUCAAAGACGCGCACAUCUUCAAGGACCGCUACCUCUCCGGCGGGAAGAGAGACAUCAUUGGCUCUAUGAAUCUCUUCACCAUGAAGAGCCCGCUGUGGGGGACGCUACGACGUCGCCUGACCCCGGUGUUCACAUCAGCCAAGCUGAGGAGUCAGCAGAGGCACUUCAUUGAUAAAACCCAGCAACUCAUGCAGAGGAUCAAAAUGGACAUGGACAAGGAGAAACGUGUCAACUUGAGAAUGGUGUACUCGGACUACACGACGGACGUGGUGGGUCAGACGUCGUUCGGUGUGGCGAGUGACUCAACGCUGAGUGGUCGCGGCCCGCUGCGCGCAGUCACCCUCGACUUCAUGGAGUUCAGCUGGUGGCGCGGCCUCGCCUGGGCCAGCAUAUUCUUCUAUCCCGAUAUCAUUGGUAUAUUCGGGUUCACAUUUUUCCCGAAGGCGGCGACAGAUUACUUCAAGCAGGUAUACAGUCAGAUAGUGCGCCAGCGCGGGGGGUAUGCAGCACCCGCUCAGGGGGGAGACCUCUUCGACGCGCUGCGCAAGAUAAAGCAGGAGAGCGACAACAAUGGAGAAGAUAUCGGUGACGACGUGCUGGUGGCGCAGGCGGCCAUCUUCUUGCAGGGGGGUUUCGACACGACUGCCUCGGCGAUGGCGUUUGCCACAUACGAGUUGGCGCAUCUGCCUCAUGUCCAGGACAAAUUGUAUGAUGAGAUCAUGGAGAUUAAACAAAACAUGGGCGAAGGUGAGCUGGACAUGGACAAGCUGCAGGCCGCCAAGUAUCUCGAAUGCGUUAUUAAAGAGGCUCUGAGGAAGUAUCCGCCGAUGGGUUGGCUGGACAGAAUCGCUUCGGUGGAUUACGAGGUGGACGACAAGCUGACCAUCCCCGCGGGCACCCCCGUCUACGUGAACGCCAUCGGCAUGCACUACGACCCCCUCCACUUCCCCGACCCAAACCUCUUCGACCCUGACCGCUUCCUGCCGGAGAACGAGAACAAUAUCAAACCUUUCACUUAUUUCCCUUUCGGUGAAGGUCCCAGGGUUUGUAUCGGACGUAGAUUCGCGAUGCAGAACAUGGUCCACAUGCUCUCCAACAUAGUUCUGAACUACAAGGUGGUGCCGACCCCCCUCGGGCCGCCGCACACAGACAUACCCAUUGAGAAGAAGGGCUUGUUCCUCUUCCCAGGUGAAAAUCUGUACGUACAAUUUGUACCGAGAGAUGUUUGAGUAAAUGUGAUUAACUACAAUUUUUUCAUAUUUAACACAACUGACACCCUUUAGUUUCAACGAGGCCUUAUUUAUCAUUUAACAAUUGUUAAUGAGGAAUUAUAUAUUUUUUUUGUUUAUGCA